Molecule: messenger RNA, 1109 nt
Organism: Malus domestica (apple)
Lineage: Eukaryota; Viridiplantae; Streptophyta; Magnoliopsida; Rosales; Rosaceae
Product: steroid 5-alpha-reductase DET2
Biological process (GO): brassinosteroid biosynthetic process
Cellular component (GO): membrane
Molecular function (GO): 3-oxo-5-alpha-steroid 4-dehydrogenase activity
Source: RefSeq, a predicted model, not a curated record
AUUUCUAUGAAAACACAUGGUGUAUCCCGGGUUCCGGUCACAAUAAAAAAUUUAUCCCCGUAAGCACAGUGUGCUUCCUGUUUUACCCCUGCUAAGUUUGCAUAUGAAGCGGGGUUCAUGUUAGCAAACAAAAUCUUAUCUUAAUCCAAACCCAUCUGCCUUUUUAUCCCCUUUUCCCACUCCACUGCAAUUCCUGAUCCAUUUUCCAAUGGCAUUGUCAGAUCAGACCUUCUUCCACAACUGCCUUAUAGCUCUCUACCUCAUAGCUCCCCCAACCUUCAUCUCCCUCCGGUUCCUCCAAGCCCCAUACGGCAAGCACCGCCGCCCGGGGUGGGGCCCCACAAUGUCCCCGCCCCUCGCCUGGUUCCUCAUGGAAUCCCCAACUCUCUGGCUAACCCUCCUCCUCUUCCCCUCCGGCCGCCACUCCUCCAACCCAAAAGCCCUUUUGCUCAUCACCCCCUUUCUCUUCCACUAUUUCCACCGCACCUGCCUCUACCCGCUCCGCCUCCACCGCGACACCGCCAGUUCCAAAUCCUCCGCCGGCGGUUUUCCGGUGAGCGUGGCGGCGAUGGCGUUUGGUUUCAACCUGUUGAAUGCGUAUCUGCAGGGCAGGUGGAUUUCUGAGUACAAAGAUUAUGAAUCUGACGGGUGGUUUUGGUGGCGGUUUAUGGGUGGGUUGGCGGUGUUUGGUUAUGGCAUGGGUGUAAAUAUAUGGUCUGAUAGCGUCCUCGUGGGGUUGAAAAAAGAGGGUGGGGGGUAUAAAGUGCCAAAAGGAGGGUGGUUUGAGUUGGUGAGCUGCCCAAACUACUAUGGGGAGAUAGUGGAGUGGGCAGGAUGGGCAGUGAUGACGUGGUCCUGGGUAGGGCUGGGGUUUUUUCUUUACACGUGUGCAAACUUGGUGCCUAGGGCACGUGCGAAUCACCGGUGGUAUUUAGAGAAGUUUGGAGAGGAUUAUCCCAAGGGUAGAAAAGCUGUCCUCCCAUUCUUGUAUUGAAAGGCCUUUAGUUGAUCUAAAAAACUAAUUGAAAGCUUUUUUGUUUUUUCACUUAUUGGUAUUAUUGUUGUACUUUCUUUGUUAAUGUGAAUGCGUUUAAGCGUUAAUCAGUUAA